CCUAAUUUAUUGGACUUUGGAGGGUGGACCUACACUAGCACCAGUAUAAACGAUAAAAUACAAUAUUUAAAAACCUAUUUAACAAAUUUAAACCUGACAUUAGAACUAACCUAUAACAUGUAAUGGCUUCCCGAGGAAAGGCAGAGACUACCAAAUUAAAACAAAAUUUAGAAGAACAAUUAGACAGAUUGAUUCAGCAGCUGAAAGAUUUGGAAGAAUGCAAAGAAGACCUGGAUGCAGAUGAAUAUGAAGAAACUAAAAAUGACACCAUAGAACAGUUGAAGGAUUUCCAAGACUCUCUAGAGAAUAUGAUGAAGGGCAACAUGAGUUUAGUGGAUGAAUUGAAUGGCAUGCAGUUGGCUAUACAGGCAGCAAUCAGCGAGGCAUUCAAGACCCCCGAGGUCAUCAGAAUGUUUGCUAAGAAGCAGCCGGGGCAGCUACGUCAGAGACUGGCAGAGUUAGACAGAGAUGCAAAGAUUGGGAAGUUGUCCACAGAGCAAGCCACAUCACAGUCUGUGGAAAUUCUUACAGCUCUGAAAAAAUUAGGAGAGUCCUUGACUCCCACUGAGGAGGCUUAUCUACAGAGCAAUUCCAGUGCAAGCUUAAAACAGUUUGAAAAAGUUUCUGGGACAAUAGCGGCUGGAGACAAGGUUUUAGAAGUGGCUGGGUCACAGGUUCAGCAAGCAAACAAGUGAUUCUAGCCUGCCUGGACAUUGGAGAAAGAACAGAACUUGAUUUAAAAAGCAAUAUUUACACCAGCCUGAAGAGGGCUAUUUAACAGUAAAUUUAAAAAUUCAAAUCCCAUGAAAAAUGAAUGCAAUUUUCUACCCAAAUUGUGGUAAUAAAGUAAAUAAACUUUCCAGUAAGUUAAAUGAUGUAAAGAUGAGAAGAUUCGAUGAAUUAUUUGUGAGGAAUGCAAGAGAUAAAAAAGAGACCAGAAAAUGACUUGAAGACACUGCUGAGUUCAGCAAAAAUAUGGCUCUAUUCCAUAGGCACAAAGGAAAAUGGAUUUCAAAUCCUCUUUAUAUUAUUAUAUAUCUAGGUCAUCUCUUCCAAACCAUUAAUUAUUGCUGCUUUUGGUUUUGUAUGUUUAUAAGGCAUUUGUGCAAUGAGAUAAGAUGCCUCAUUACAGCGCAUUGUCAAUGUUCAAAGUAUGUUGCUAUGUAUCUACAUUAAUGUGGAAAAUUAAUGUUGGUUUACGUUUGAUUGGUGUAUUUAUGACAUUUUUUAUUUCAGUCCUAAGAAGCAAAGCUAAUCCAAGACACAUCAGUUUGUUGUUAAAAUCAUACAGUACUUUAUUCAACUCAAAUCUGUUUUGGUCUUACACCUGCUUUGGUCUUACACCUGUUUUGGUCUUACACCACGUCAUCUGACAUUGUAAAUUUUUUUUUGCUGUUUUAUUUUGUUUCAAAUAAAGUAAAAAAUAUAUUGAUGAAAAUAGUAAGCAUGUACUCAGAGUUUUAUGACAUCUCUUCGAAUUCCAAAGGAGUGAAUUAAACUACAGUUUUAGAAUAAA
Messenger RNA from Lingula anatina, 1516 nucleotides. RefSeq names its product protein LZIC. The record is from RefSeq and is a predicted model, not a curated record. Lineage: Eukaryota; Metazoa; Brachiopoda; Lingulata; Lingulida; Lingulidae. Gene Ontology annotation, molecular function: beta-catenin binding.